UUAGACAAUCAACUGACGUCACGGGAAGUUACUGUGACAACUGUUACAGACAACGUAAAAAACAUUGUGAUGUGAUCGAUGCUACAUUAACUGGGAAGAUGUAACCUUACGUAAACCGAAAUAACAAGAUUAGGAUCAAAAUGCUGGAUGAUUCAAUAGAAAAUGAAGAAGUUGUAAGGACUAAAAGCCUCCAAAAGAGAAAGUGAAUCCCCAAACAACAACAACAACAACAACAAAAACCAACCAAAGGAAGAAGAAAACCAGGUAACAGCCGAGUUUCCCGUUCUGACAGUAAAAUGUACUACAACUACAAAGGGCAGAAAAGUGAGAUACAGCCGUCCCUGAUGGUCAGUUGGUCGGAGAAUGAGGUGGACGGAGUUACCUACCAUUAUCGUCGCGGUGUCGCUAAACGGGAGGAACUCGACCACAGCAGAAUGGCGGUUAUUGAUAAACAUGCGCUGAGUAUACCAGACCAUCUGUUCAGAAAACCCUUACGCGACGUCGUCAGGUACCUAAUCCAACCAGCAAACGAUGAGAUCGAGAUUGCACGUGCACUGUUUCGAUGGAUCACUGCGCAGAACUUCGAUCUUCCAAUUUACGAUGACCCGGAUGUUAAGAAACUGCCAAACGAUUACGCAUGCGUACUACUGCAUAAAGUGAAAACGGGGAGUUUGGAAUAUGCAGAUGUUUACAGAGAUAUGGCUAAUUUAGCCAACAUAGAGUGUGUGAGGAUAGCAGGCGUCCGUAAAGUGUUUCCCAAGGAACCUUGUCCAACAGUCUGCAAGCUCACAACCUGGGUCUGGGUGUCUGUCUUGUUAGAAGGACGCUGGCGAUUGGUAGAUUGUCACAUGGGCGCCAUCUACUGGAAAGAAAGUAAAGAGUCUGGCAGUGCGGACCUGAAACCUGGAAAAGAUGGACGGAGAUCGCUGGCAUCCUUUCUUAACGAUUUCUAUUUUCUGACAAAUGCGAAAGACUUGAUUGUGUCACAUUUUCCAAACGUCGAGCACUGGCAACUGUUAUCAAAGCCAGUGAAGAAUGCAGAGUUUAUGACCAUGUCGUAUUUGACGCCUCACUAUUCGUUUUACUCAAUCCGGGCAAUUCAUCAAGACAGGUUAGUUGUACAGACGACAAAUGGUGAAACUUCGUUUGAAUUCGCCUUUUCUAAAAAUAUCCCAAUGCAGUUUUCGUAUCGGUUGAGGAAGAUAGACGGAAAUGAUUGUGCAGAAGCACCACAGAAUUUAAAAGAGUUUGUGUUCUUGGAAACGAACCGGAGAAACCAUCUCGUCAAGUAUUCGAUAACACCUCCCGAACAUGGUCAGUAUGUAUUUGAUUUGUUUGGCAAAGACAGCUCUAAUCAGAAAAAUAAAAAGAUGUAUCAUCUACGUUCGUACCUUGUCCAGUGUUUCUACGUUGAGCAACCAUUUUGUGGAUUCCCGCACAACGAACUCGUGGAAUGGGGACCUGGAAUAGCAGCAGACGCCGCUGGUAUGAUUCCAGUCAGCCAUUUUGAAGGAAUAGCAAAUACGAUUGAUGGCAAAGUGGAAAUUGUCUUCAGUUUGUCAAAACGGCUGAUAUUUGACCAGAAGCUGACGAAGAAAGAUUUAAUUACUUCUAAAUGUUAUGACGCCUAUGCUCUGAACAGAAUUGAGAAUGGGCAAGUCAUAUUCAGCGUUAAUCCUCCAAAACAGGGAGACUAUUGUCUGAAAAUAUUAGCAACGGAAAAAAACGGAAAUAGCCAGUUUCGAAAUGUAUGCACCUAUUUAAUUCGCUGUUCUGACAUCCUGGAGGAACCCACGCCGUACCCAAAGGAGGCCUGCGGUCGAGUCGGCGUGAAGAAUGCCUGUGGUCGUCUUGGCUUGACACUCAUCAGUCCCCAGUCGCCGGUCAUAUACUCCCCAGAAAACGGGAAGAUCUCCUUGAGGUUUCUGUUGUUCAAACCUGUUCUUCUGUCACCCAAACUGUAUUACUGUGACGAAAAAGGUAACACAGAGCAACUCACGGCAUGUUUAAAUCAGCACAGGCGUGCCAGUGACGUAAUAAUUCAUCUGAAAUUUCCCAGACAUGGUCUCUACCACUUUCGUCUGUCCAGCAGAAAUCCCAACAACGACGAGGGUUUUGUUGAGGUUUACAAUGCCAUUAUACACUGCAACUGGCCCUCGAGGGAGUUUCCCACCGAACCGCCAUGUUAUCUGGACGGUUGGAAAUCGAAUUACAUACUCCAUUCUCCCAAAAAGAAAUACCUAGCAGCUAAAUGCAGCGUAUUUGUUUCCUUGACCGUACCUGGUGCACACAGCGUGAUUGCGAAUAGCAUAUGGAGAAAAUACAAGUUGCAGCGAAAGAGAGACAGUUUGUGGGAAGGUUAUAUUGAAACUGAAGAGUGUAGUUCUAAAUCUGUCUGCAAAGUCGCAGCUUGUAUGGACAAACGGUUAUCGUCGUAUUCCUCACUUGUCGAAUUUACGAUUCUGUCCCAAUCUGAAAUGCAAAGACUACAGGAUAAUAGCUACCAAAUGGCGAUUCAGCGAAUUAACCGACUUGAGAACGAAGGAAAAUGGCGCCAUCCACCAAUCAACCCCGAUGUUGUGUGCGAUGUCGAUGACGACGACAUACCGCCGCAGUUUGUCACUGGCGACAAAACCACGGCCACACUUGACACAGGAGAAGCUGCGGACGCUGCUUUUCCAAUAAUUGCAGACUGCGAAUUUUCGAAAAGCUUCCACAUAAUCUCAGCAGACAAAUUGGAAUCGGGCGACCACGGUACAGAAACUACAAUAUUGCCGGUAGAAAAACACAUGAACACGAGCAGCAAUGCCGUAGGACCAAGGACCAAAAAGAAAGCACCAAAUAAACGCACCGGUUUGAAAAAAACAACGCAGAAGGAGUCACUAACAAAGAAUCGAUCGAAAACGCACAGCUACGACAAAGGGAAAAAAGAAAACAAAAAAUCGUCUCUAUACAACGACUUUAGUGCAAUACAAAUUCGACUGACUAAAAUCCUCUCGGCAAAGCUUUCAGCUUCAAAAAGUCAACCAGCUAAAACUCGUCCAGCGAAAUCCACUCCAGCGAAACGGAUAUCGGCUAAAAUCCCUGUGGUAGAUGUUGGUCGUUUUCUGUACAGCUUUGGCGAUCCGUCGGGGCACCAUGCGGAGAAGAAGGAAGAUUUGGACAAGAAACCACCAGGACGCAAAGAACACCCCAGAACGCCAGCAGUACACGGCGGAGUUAGCUCACGGGACGUCAUGAAACAGCUGGACCUGGAGAAGACGACAACCAGUCAGGUUUCUGAAGGCGCUGGAGGCGAUAAGUAUGGAUCAUGGACCAGCCCGUCUGACUCGGACUCUGAAAAGGACCUGAUGCAGAUUUCCGAGUAUGCUCGAUGGAAGACGGAACAAAACAACAAGACAUGCCAAAACUACGAGAAGACAGAGCAUGACUAUCGCAAAUCACGACUGGCUGUGUUGAAAACUCGUCUCCUGUCUAACAUCCAGAGUCGAGACAAACUUGGUCUGAAGGAGGCUGUGACAGAGGCGCAAAAAGAAAACAUCGCCGUGGACACGGUCGAAUUCGCCCAGGCCACCAGGACAAUGUCCAUGCUCAGUCUCAGAGAUGAAAUGAGAGACUACAUAGAUCAGAAAGAUUUGGAAGGACUCAGAAGCGCAAUAUCAGCCAUCCAAAGACGCGGCUUUGUGAAGGAUUUGUCCCACGACCUGGUACACGCUAAGGCCAGUCUGAAGCUUCUGGCGAGAACGUCACAAAAGCGAUUCAAGCUGGGUGUUAUCGAUAUCCCGACAUUAGCCGAGAUCUUCCGGUACCGCGAACCAUCUAUGGUCGUGCACCGAGUGUUUAUGGCGGCGCUUCUGUUGCUGGGGAUCCCCGAAGGAAUAACAAAGAAAUGGAAACGAUGUCAACAAAUCUGUGUGACCAUUGGUUCUGUUGGUCUAAACAGGCGCGUGCAUCAUUUGGUCAUUGAUGAAGUGCACCCAAUGAUCGCCGCCAGGGCCCGGCAGAUCAUGGAGACCUACAUUCCCGAGCAGGCUUUAGGUGUCAGCCCUGGAGUAGCUGCUCUGUACAAAUGGACUAGACAAGUUAUUGAUGAGGUUUUGCUCGACACUGAGGACCCCGAAAAUCCAGUACCACCUGCCAAUGAAAGAACCCAGAGACAGAUCCUGCGCGCGCUGUGAUGUCAUCAAUACCUUGUGGAGCAGACGAGGGGAAAAGAGGUCAAACAUGGCAGCAUCAUUUAAACAAAUAAACACAUAAAAUAAUUUUAAAACUCAUUCCGACCUUUACGGCCUUUAGUGAGUUGAUGAAAAACAACGUAUGGACAUAACUAACAGGAUCAUUUUGUCACAGAUAUAUAUAUAUAUAUAUAUAUAUAUAUAUAUAUAUAUAUAUAUAUAUAUAUAUACGUGUAUAUAUAUAUAUAUAUAUGUCUGUAUAAAAAUUACGAUUUUAUUAUGUCAGUGUAAAAAAAUAUAUAUAAAAAAAUUGCAUGUUUAUAACAAUAGAAAGAAGUGAAGAAGUGAAAUUAUGUAAGUUUUAAAAUAUGUAAAAAAAUGUAUAGUAUUCUGUGGAGUUUUAUAUAUUAUUUAUUUACUAUUUAAAAUUUAUUUUAAUCUAUACUGUACAUGAAAUUGAAAAAUAUAUGACUUUGAAUUAGGUUUGUCAAUCCGUUCAUCUUUCUAUUCUUCUAUCUGUCUUUCUGUCAGUCAUAUAAUAGUUUUUGGAGAGAACAUUUAAUAGUCAACAUAUUUUUACCAAUUUUGUUGCAAGAGUGUAUUUCAAAUUAUAGUAAUAAUUAUUUUAAUACAAAUAAUUAUGUUGUACAUAUAGGCCUAUAUGAAAUUGUUUAUUUUAUUAUCCUAUAAACUCUGUAUAGAA
Molecule: messenger RNA, 4878 nt
Organism: Gigantopelta aegis
Lineage: Eukaryota; Metazoa; Mollusca; Gastropoda; Neomphalida; Peltospiridae
Exons: 11
Coding region: 297-4178 (1293 amino acids)
Source: RefSeq, a predicted model, not a curated record